Molecule: messenger RNA, 435 nt
Organism: Diabrotica balteata
Lineage: Eukaryota; Metazoa; Arthropoda; Insecta; Coleoptera; Chrysomelidae
Source: the annotation of a GenBank genome assembly
AUGGAAAUGUCCGAUGAAAAUAUUCAAGUUUUAAGUAAAUAUCUACAGGAGACACUUAAUCCAGAUCCCAAUGUUCGUAGACCCGCUGAAAAAUUUUUGGAAGGUGUAGAAGUUAAUCAAAAUUAUCCUUUAUUAAUAUUAAAUCUUGUACAUAAACCAGAGGUGGACAUGACAAUUAGAAUUGCUGGAGCUGUAGCAUUUAAAAAUUAUAUAAAAAGAAAUUGGUUUGUGGAAGAAGAUGGAGUUGAUAGGAUUCAUGAAUCUGAUCGGGUUGCGAUAAAGAAUUUGAUAGUUACUUUAAUGUUAAGCUCACCUGAAUCAAUUCAAAAACAGUUAAGUGAUGCUAUUAGCAUUAUUGGAAAGACUGAUUUUCCUCUAAAGUGGCCAGAAUUAAUCUCACAAAUGGUUGAAAAGUUUUCUACAGGUAUUUUAUGA